This is a messenger RNA of Cotesia glomerata, 1752 nucleotides long. Its product is annotated as gustatory receptor for sugar taste 43a-like. NCBI's taxonomy places the organism in Eukaryota, Metazoa, Arthropoda, Insecta, Hymenoptera, Braconidae. Bases 119 to 1276 code for a protein of 385 amino acids. Gene Ontology annotation, cellular component: axon; neuronal cell body; membrane. The record is from RefSeq and is a predicted model, not a curated record. Gene Ontology annotation, biological process: sensory perception of taste. The transcript has 6 exons.
AUAAUAAUAAUAAUAAUAAUACCGUAACAAUUAAGUCAACAGGAAGUAGUAAUGGUAAUAAGUAGUAGUACCAGCAGUACAUUCAACGAGUUAAGUUAUUAUUUAUACCGCAGCAGUUAUGACUUCUCACAAACCACGAAAUUUAAUUAAAGAGAGUUGGUCAUCUCUUUGCAUGACCGGCAUCGUUGGACUUCGUCUAAUAGAAUUAUGUAAAACAAAAUUAUUUGGAUACAUUUAUGUUAUUGGAAUAUUGAUAUUAUACUACACGUUGAUAUAUUUUACAAAAGAAGAGGCUGAUAAAGUAUACGAGUACUUGGAUAUAACAACUAUAUGUGUAGCUAAGAUACGACGAAUUGAAUAUUACGUUAAUGCAGUGGUAUUAGGUCUUAUGUUAAUAACCAGUGGAUUUAAAUUCAACUUGGGGACCACUGGUGUGUACUCUAAUUUGAAUGAGAUUGACAACAAGCUAAAAUUGUUGAACCAAAAAUUAAAUUAUGACAAAUACAUGAGAGAUAAUAUUUUAAAUAUCACCGGAGUUGUUAUUUCAACUAUUUUAAUAGGAUUAACCGAUUAUUCAAGUACUAAAAAUGCAGCAAGUAAUAUAACGAUGUUUAAUUUGAUGUGGUUUGGAAAUCAAUUUCCUCAAAUAGUUAACAGCAUUGCAACAGCUACUUUUGUUACAAUAAUAGCGAGCUGUUGUACAAGACAACAAAUUAUUAAUGAUUUAAUUUUUAAAUUGAGAAAUAUCGACAAAGAAAGUUAUAAUACUGAUGUUAUUUCACAAGAAAUGCAUAAUGGUUUAAAAUUAAAGCUUUUGCGUAAAAUAUUUGAAAUUCUUAGUAACACAGUGAUAAUAAUAAAUGAAGCGUAUGGAUUUAUGUUAAUUUUAACAUUUAUAACUCAUUUCAUCGGCAUCUCGGCACAUCUUUAUAUAGUCUACAUGACAUUUGGAGAGCAAAAUUACAUCGUAGAUCUAAUCGUUGAAUUUUUAUGGGCUUGCUUCUAUUUUGGAAAACUAAUUUACAUAAUAUCUGCCUGUCACUCAUUUGAACGAGAGGGAAAGCGUGCCAGUAAGCUGCUACACGAAUGCCGAAUCGACUCGGAUUAUAAUUUGCUUAAGCAAGAGACCGAAUCAUUUGCAAGACAAGUAAGAAACGUCGAUAUUAAAAUAACUGCAAGCAAUUUAUUCACCGUUGAUUAUCCAGCCCUCUGGAAGAUUGUCCUCGGUCAGACAGCCUACGUCUUCUUCCUGUCGCAAUUCACCAGCACCAAAUGAGGAUAGACUAACACUAAACGUCGAGAAUAACAAAGAUUAAAUAAUCGCCAACUGUCCAACACUAUUAUAGUAUUAUAGUAUACCGUUCUAUUGGUGUUUAUAUUGUUGAUGACGUUGUUACCAUGUUGACGGUUAUUUCUCGAAUAUAAUAAGCAAACAAAAGUUUUCGUCUAGUCACACACAGAUUAAUCCUAUCUUCACAGCUAAACACAAUACUACUAUAUGUAUAGAAGAGAAUAUAAUAUAAUAUUACAAUAUAUACAAUACAACGAUUAUAUUAUAUUCAUCAGCGAGGUAUAAUAAGGACAUAACGCGAUGACAACUAACUCACUUACGCUCUAUUAUACAUUCACUAUCACUAAUAUUUAACAACAAUUACUAUUACUCUUUGAUAAAUUUAUUAUUGGCUUAGAUUAAUAUUGUAUUGCUGUAAUAAAAUUGUGCAAUCGAGUGUUAUUUAAACUCUUAAAUUUUAA